AAUGGAAACUUACUACUAUGUUAUGAGGCGAGGGAGACGGCUGUGAGGGAGAGGGGAGAGCGAGGCUGAGGGUUCACCCGUCCAUCCUUCUGCAUCCGCUGGCCUUGCGUGUCGCUGCGGGAAGAAGUCGGUCUCCAUUCGCGGAGGAAGGUGAGGCCUUUUCGGCAGAACUAUCAUGACGACUGAAAAGAACUUAGCAGCAGAGGCUGAAACUCCUAAGCAGCAGCCAUCAAAAGAAGAGGAGGUCGCUGCCAAGAGUGGAACACAGGAAGCUUCCUUGGAGAAAGCACCUGAGAGUGAGAAUCCAUCAAAAAAGAAGUCUAAAGCAUCUGAUAGUGGCACUCCCACCCGAGAAGACCAAAGCAAAAACAAAGAGCGCACUUCUGAAAGCCGAGGUCUGUCCCGGCUGUUUUCAUCAUUCCUCAAGAGGCCCAAGUCUCAGGUCUCCGAGGAAGAAAACAACGAGACGGAAGCAAAGGAACAUGGUGAAGGAGACCAGAAAGAGACAGAUCUUGAUGUUGAUCUCAAUGAAGAGAUUCUACUGAAAGCCCCAAUUGCAGCUCCUGAGCCAGAGCUCAGAACUGACCCAUCUUUAGAUCUUCACUCACUUAGCAGUGCAGAAACACAGCCAGCUCAGGAAGACAGGAGAGAAGAUCAAGAUCCAGAGAAUAGAGAUUUUGAAACUAAGGAGGACGACGAACAGGUGAAGUGCUCCAAUACAGAAGAAAAAAAAGGCAACACCAGGGUGAAAGCUGACAAAGGAGUCAAAGGUGUGCAGAAAACAACAAGAAGACCCAGAAACAGCAUGCAUUGCAAAAUUACUUUAUUGGAUGACACACUUUUUGAGUGUUCUUUGGAUAAACAUGCCAAAGGGCAGGAUCUCCUUAAGAAAGUAUGUGAUCACCUCAAUCUUUUGGAAGAAGACUACUUUGGACUGGCCAUAUGGGAUACUCCAACCUCCAAGAUAUGGAUGGAUGCUGCCAAAGAGAUUAAAAGACAGGUUCACGGAGGCCCCUGGGAUUUCACCUUUAAUGUCAAGUUUUAUCCUCCAGAUCCAGCUCAGCUGACAGAGGAUAUAACAAGAUAUUAUUUGUGUCUGCAACUAAGAAAAGACAUAAUCAGCGGUCGACUUCCUUGCUCUUUUGCUACAUUAGCUUUGCUGGGUUCUUACACCAUCCAGUCUGAGCUAGGAGACUAUGACUCAGAUCUACAUAGUGCAGAUUAUGUCACUGAAUUCAAGCUGGCCCCAAACCAGACAAAGGAACUGGAAGACAAGGUUAUGGAGCUACAUAAAACAUACAGAUCUAUGACUCCAGCUCAAGCUGAUCUUGAGUUUCUUGAGAAUGCCAAAAAGCUAUCUAUGUAUGGAGUUGAUCUUCAUCAAGCCAAGGACCUCGAAAGUGUGGAUAUCACUUUGGGAGUCUGUUCCAGUGGCCUCCUUGUCUAUAAAGAUAAAUUGCGAAUCAACCGUUUUCCUUGGCCUAAAGUAUUGAAGAUUUCUUACAAGCGCAGCAGCUUUUUUAUCAAGAUCCGGCCUGGUGAGCAUGAACAAUAUGAAAGUACAAUUGGAUUCAAGCUUCCUAGUUAUCGGGCAGCUAAGAAACUGUGGAAGGUCUGUGUUGAGCAUCAUACAUUUUUCAGGUUAACCUCCACUGAAGCCAUUCCCAAGAGCAGGUUCCUGGUGCUGGGCUCUAAAUUCCGUUACAGCGGUCGGACACAAGCACAGACGAGACAAGCGAGUGCUCUGAUCGACAGACCUGCGCCUCAGUUUGAACGGACAGCAAGUAAGAGGGCCUCUAGAAGCCUUGAUGGUGCAGUAGCAGUGGUUACACCUGACCGAAGCCCACGCCCUACGUCUGCACCGGCUAUUGCUCAGAGUCACUUAGCUGAACCAACUUCACCUCCUGUACCUGAUAACAAGGAGUCAGCAAUUACUAAACCUGAGAAGGAAACCAUUAGAAAAGAAGCAAAAGUAGAAGAAACUCCAGCAGAGAAAUCAAAAACAGAGUUAACUGAAGGAGUCCAGCAGCGUGCAGAGAAAGAGGAAGAACCAAUAAGAAUGAGGAAGAAAAGAUCAAAGAGGCUAGAUGGUGAAAACAUUUAUAUAAGACAUAGCAAUUUAAUGUUGGAGGAUCUAGAUAAAACUCAAGAGGAGAUAAAGAAACAUCAUGCAAACAUCAGUGAGCUGAAAAAGAACUUUAUGGAAUCUGUUCCUGAGCCUCGGCCAAGUGAAUGGGACAAGCGCUUAUCCACUCAUUCUCCCUUCAGGACUCUUAACAUCAAUGGGCAGAUUCCUUCAGGAGUAGGAGGACCUCCGCUUGUGAAAACUCAGACUGUUACGAUCUCUGAUGUGUCCAACACUGUGAAAAGUGAAAUUCCAACUAAAGAAGUUCCUAUUGUCCAUACAGAGACCAAAACCAUCACUUAUGAAGCAGCACAGACUGAUGAUGGCAACAAGGAUAUAGACCCUGGUGUUCUGCUAACAGCUCAUACUAUAACUUCAGAGACUGCAAGCAGUACCACCACGACACAGAUUACAAAGACUGUGAAGGGUGGAAUUUCAGAAACACGAAUUGAAAAAAGAAUUGUCAUUACAGGAGAUGCUGACAUUGAUCAUGAUCAAGUUCUUGUACAGGCGAUCAAAGAAGCAAAGGAACAACACCCAGACAUGUCUGUGACCAAAGUGGUUGUCCACCAGGAGACUGAGAUCGCAGAGUAAAUAGCAAGGCCAGCUGUAUUUAUCAGAUGACAGCCAUUUUCCGGCUGCAAAGGCCACAAAGAUGAUAUACCAGCAAAACUGCAAGGGAAACUACCUUGGAGCACCGUCACCUCAAACUUGCCAGACUUCUUCCCAGUCAAACAUUUGAUCAUUGAUUACUAGGAACUUGUGCUUGUAGAUGUUUACUUUGGAUUCUUCUUACUACAGUAAAUCCUUUUUGAUUAUCA
Molecule: messenger RNA, 2946 nt
Organism: Anolis sagrei ordinatus
Lineage: Eukaryota; Metazoa; Chordata; Lepidosauria; Squamata; Anolidae
Gene: EPB41
Product: erythrocyte membrane protein band 4.1
Biological process (GO): cortical actin cytoskeleton organization
Cellular component (GO): plasma membrane; cytoskeleton
Molecular function (GO): actin binding; structural molecule activity
Source: RefSeq, a predicted model, not a curated record